GGUAGUCAAUUUAGUUGAUGAAAUGAGAUGUUGGGGAAAUGGGCGCAACCCAAAAGAAUCGGAUGCAGGGUUCUUGAGACUACCACCAAUUGAGGAACCCGCAACCAAACCAACAGAGAUUACUAAAAAACUCGGAACAGAUUAUUAG
Entrophospora sp. SA101 is the source of this 148-nucleotide messenger RNA. Lineage: Eukaryota; Fungi; Glomeromycota; Glomeromycetes; Entrophosporales; Entrophosporaceae. The record is from the annotation of a GenBank genome assembly.